AUGGGACAAAGAGGAUCCGCGUCGCGAAAGGGACAAUGCGGUUUGGGCCGCUUUGUGGCCGCUGCGAUUCUGUGCAGCGCGGCCUCCGCCAAUUUGAGAUAUUCCAUUUCCGAGGGCGUCGACGAAGGAACCGCCGUGGGAAAUGUGGCCAAGGAUCUCGGGCUGGAUAAAGGCACACUCAAAGAAAGGAAGUACCGCGUGGUUUGGAGCGGCGCCGACCCUCUUUUCCACGUGAAUCCGAACGAUGGCGUCCUCUAUGCGAGCCGCCAAAUUGACAGAGAGGAGGUGUGCGCACAGAGCGCGACCUGUUUAAUUAACUUAAAAACAAUUCUGGAAAACCCACUCGAGGUCCACUACGUGGGAGUGGACGUGCUGGACGUAAACGACCACGCCCCGAGUUUCCAGGAGAAGCAGAAAAAUAUUGACGUUUCUGAGUCUGUUUUGCCGGGAGCUCGCUUUCAGCUGAAACCGUCACGUGAUCUUGACAGCGGCCCGUUGUCCGUGCAAAAUUAUAGACUCACUCCAAAUGAUCAUUUUCGUUUGGAGGUCAAAGACAAAGGGAAAGAUGGCAAGAUACCAGUCUUGGUUCUGCAGAAGUCACUGGACAGAGAGGCAGCGAGCAGCCACUCCUUAGUGCUGACGGCUGUGGAUGGAGGAAAGCCGCCCAAAUCUGGAGACAUGAAUAUAUUGAUAACUGUUUUAGAUGUCAAUGAUAACGCUCCCGUGUUUUCUCAAGAUAAUUAUUCUGUGAGGCUGCAAGAGAAUGCGCCUGUGGGCACAACAGUGCUGCAAGUAAAUGCAACUGAUUUGGACGAUGCUCAAAACGGGGAUGUAAUUUACUCAUUCGGUGACAGUGUCAGUAACGGUUUAUUACAACUUUUUGACAUUAAUCGCCAAACAGGAGAGAUCAUUGUCACUGGUGUCAUCGACUAUGAGGAGAGGGAGGCGUAUGAAAUUGAAAUUAAAGCAUCAGAUAAAGGCUUUGCCCCGCUAACAGCAGAAAAAAGUGUUGUCAUCGAAAUAGUUGAUGUGAACGACAAUGCACCUGAGAUCGAAGUCACGUCAUUCUCCAGCUCCAUUCCGGAGGAUUCCAGACCAGGAACCACAGUUGCUCUCAUCAGUGUCAACGACCGGGAUUCUGGCCCGAACGGGAAAGUCAUUUGCUCCAUAAGCCAGGAUCUUCCUUUUGCCUUGUCGCCGUCAUUACAAGACAAAAUGUAUUCUUUAGUGACCAAAUCCCCCCUGGACCGGGAGAAAAGGUCCACGUACGACAUAUCGGUGGUUGCCAGAGACGCCGGACGACCCGCACUCUCGUCCGAGAAGACGAUAAGCGUUUACGUUUCAGAUGUCAACGACAACAGGCCCGAGUUUGCCUUCAGUCCUUACACUUUCUACGUCGCCGAGGGCAACAAAGCGGGCGCCUCCGUCUUUUCCGUCCAAGCUUCUGACCGCGACGAUGGCGAGAACGCUGCCAUCACAUACCGGAUUCUCAGAGAAGGGAGAGAAGAAAAUAAGCCGUCUUCGUUUCUGAGUAUAAAUAGCCAAAGCGGAGAAGUCACAGCGCUGAAAAGUUUUGACUUUGAGGCGCUGAAAAGCUUCCAGUUCCAGGUGUCGGCCACGGACGGCGGACGCCCACCGCUGAGCGGCAACGUGACGGUCAAGGUGUUCAUUCUGGAUCAGAACGACAACGCUCCGGUCAUCGUGUAUCCGCUCAGCUCCAACGGUUCCGCCCAAGGCGCGGAGGAGAUUCCCCGCAAUAGCAAAGCGGGAGACUUGGUGACCCGAGUCCGAGCCUACGACGCCGAUACGGGAUAUAACGGCUGGUUACUGUUUUCGCUGCACCCGCCGGGCGAGCGCGCUCUCUUUUCUUUGGACCGCUACACGGGCCAGAUCAGAACCCUUCGCUCCUUCACGGAGACGGACGGGGCCGAGCAUCGGCUGCUGGUACUGGUCAAAGACAACGGCGACGUUUCGCUGUCGGCGACGGCUACCGUCACCGUCAAACUGGCGGAGCCCAAAGAGGCUUUCGCCGCUUCCGACCACGUCCAAAGUGCGGCCGAAGCGGACCGCAGCGAGGACCGGCUGACUUUUUAUCUGGCGCUGACUUUGGGCUCGGUCUCGUUGCUUUUGGUGAUCAGCGUGGUGGUGCUGAUCGCCAUGCGCUGCUCCAAAUCCACAGAGUACACUUCCAAAUAUCUCCAAGACCCCCAUUAUGACGGCACGCUGUGUCACAGCAUCCAGUACCGAUCCGGAGACAAACGCUACAUGCUGGUCGGACCCAGAAUGAGUAUCGGUUCCACCAUCAUGCCGGGCAGCCGCGCCAACACGUUGCUGAUGUCUGACGCCACAGGCGAGGUAAGGAAUCUCUGCAGUGUUUUUAAUGGGUGUUUCAUUGCAUUAUGGAUUUUAUGA
Messenger RNA from Syngnathoides biaculeatus (alligator pipefish), 2412 nucleotides. RefSeq names its product protocadherin alpha-8-like. Gene Ontology annotation, biological process: homophilic cell-cell adhesion. The transcript has a single exon. Gene Ontology annotation, molecular function: calcium ion binding. NCBI's taxonomy places the organism in Eukaryota, Metazoa, Chordata, Actinopteri, Syngnathiformes, Syngnathidae. The coding region runs from base 1 to 2412 and encodes 803 amino acids. Gene Ontology annotation, cellular component: plasma membrane. The record is from RefSeq and is a predicted model, not a curated record.